Messenger RNA from Lachancea lanzarotensis, 1548 nucleotides. Its product is annotated as LALA0S01e00540g1_1. Gene Ontology annotation, cellular component: membrane. Gene Ontology annotation, molecular function: transmembrane transporter activity. Gene Ontology annotation, biological process: transmembrane transport. NCBI's taxonomy places the organism in Eukaryota, Fungi, Ascomycota, Saccharomycetes, Saccharomycetales, Saccharomycetaceae. Bases 1 to 1548 code for a protein of 515 amino acids. The record is from RefSeq and is a predicted model, not a curated record. The transcript has a single exon.
AUGUCUGGGGAUAAGAAGGAAACUUACGAGGAAAAUGUUAAAGACUUGCAGCAGGGAUCCCUGGAAGCCAUAGAUAUUAGCUCAGGACUACCAGGAACUCUUCAACGUACAGAUGCUGAUGAGGCCCUGGAUUUUGCCCUUCAGCUGUCCUAUGACAAGCAAAUCGAUGCGGAUGCCGAUCGAAAGUUGACAAGAAAAAUCGACUUGAUUGUAUUUCCUGUCAUGGCUCUAGUAUAUGCAGCCCAAUUUCUCGACAAAACGUCCAUGUCUUACGCUGCAGUUAUGGGACUGAGAACAGAUUUGAAUAUGGUGGGAAACAUGUACAGCUGGUCGGGAACCAGUUUUUACCUGGGCUAUCUUGUUUUCGAGUAUCCGGCUGCUUGGAUGCUGCAGAGAUUUCCACUGGCGAAAACUCUGGCCGCGUUUCUAAUUGUUUGGGGCGUUAUCUUGACAUUGACUUCCGUGGCAAAUUAUGCUGGAUUCAUUGCUAUCAGAACGAUUCUUGGAAUGAUGGAAUCCAGUACUUCAAUUGGAUUUAUGCUCUUAACAGCGCAGUACUAUCAUCGUGAACAACAGGGUUCUAGAACUUCCUUUUGGGUUGCUUUCAACGGGUUAGGACAGAUUAUUGGUGGUGCGAUGGCAUACGGUCUGUCUGAAAGAGAGGAAUCUCUACCCAUAGCUGGUUGGAAACUGGUCUUUAUCAUUUGCGGCGUUAUUACAAUUUUUCUUGGGAUUCUCUUCCUAAUUGUUAUACCUGACAAUCCGUUCAAGUCGAGAUUCCUCAAUGACGCCGAAAAGGAAUUGAUCGUUCUUAGAUUACGUCAAAAUCAACAAGGUGUGGGAAAUCACAAGUUCAAAAGUUACCAGUUCAUCGAGGCACUUACCGAUGUGCGCACAUGGAUCAUGUUUAUCUCUUCUGUCGCACUGAAUAUCCCUAACGGGGGAAUCGGAACGUUUUCCUCUAUUCUUAUCAAGGGAACUAUGGGUUACAACGAAUCCAUGACCUUAUUGAUGGGUUUGCCUGCUGGUGCAUGCGAGUUUGUGGGUUUGAUAGCGUUCGGUCUAAUUUCUCCGUUUGUGAAAAACAGAAUGGUUCUUGCGUCUAUAACGACUGUCAUUGCAUUAGUGGGUUCUUGCUUGAUGUCUUUUGCUGGACCACCAAAAGCACAAUUAGCCGGCUACUACCUACUGAUGGUCUCGCCAGGAGCGAUGAUCGUCAUGUUUUCGAUUGUUUCGUCAAAUGUUUCUGGGCACACUAAGAAGACGACAGUUGGUGCCAUAUAUUUGAUUGGAUAUUGCGUGGGCAAUCUCAUUGGGCCCCAAACCUUCCAGGAUCAAGAUGCGCCAGGUUACCGUCCAGCAAAAAUAGUCAUGGUCGCGUUUUACUGUCUUACUUUGAUAACGCUGCCAGCCCUCUAUUUUGUGAACAGCCGCGAAAACAAAAGAAGGGAUAAGUUGGUUCAGGAAGGACUGCUAGACCACGAGGAGAAUUCUGAGUUUGCUGACCUGACUGACAAAGAGAAUUUGGAGUUCAGAUAUGUGCUUUGA